This is a messenger RNA of Gekko japonicus, 1659 nucleotides long. RefSeq names its product zinc finger CCCH-type containing 15 (gene ZC3H15). Gene Ontology annotation, molecular function: mRNA binding; metal ion binding. Lineage: Eukaryota; Metazoa; Chordata; Lepidosauria; Squamata; Gekkonidae. The record is from RefSeq and is a predicted model, not a curated record. The transcript is spliced from 10 exons. Gene Ontology annotation, cellular component: cytosol. Gene Ontology annotation, biological process: cytoplasmic translation. The coding region runs from base 321 to 1583 and encodes 420 amino acids.
CCCGGCGGUGGUGCCGCGCACGCGUGCGCGUUCCACGCCGAUGCCUCCCCUCCCCCCACGCACACCUUCCGUUCCCACAAUGCUUUGCCGCUUCCGUCGCUGACGGCCUGUCGCAAACGCGAAGCGCUCGUUUGGCCGCCGCUGGCUGCUCUUUCUCCGCCGCUCCUUCCUCCUCUUCCCGUCUCCUCGCUUGGCCCUGAAAAACAAGACUCCAGCGGCGCCUCCCCUCCUUCUCUCUCUGGGCCUCAGCGGCGCCUUUUCUCUCCCUCCCGGCCUCCCCGCCUUUCUUCCCUUGCCGGCUUCUCGCGCCUCCUCCUGAGAUGCCCCCUAAGAAACAGGCGCCGCCGCCGGCCGCCAACAAAAAGACGGAUCAGAAGAAGAAAGAGAAGAUCAUUGAGGACAAAACCUUUGGCUUGAAGAACAAGAAAGGAGCAAAGCAGCAGAAGUUUAUCAAGGCUGUGACCCAUCAAGUGAAAUUUGGUCAGCAAAACCCCCGACAGGCCACUCAAACAGACGCUGACAAGAAAUUAAAGAAAGAUGACAAGAAGAAAGAAUUGCAGGAGCUGAACGAGCUUUUCAAACCUGUAGUUGCUGCCCAGAAAAUUAGUAAAGGUGCUGAUCCCAAAUCAGUCGUCUGUGCUUUCUUCAAGCAAGGGCAGUGCACAAAAGGAGACAAGUGCAAAUUUUCUCACGACCUGACUUUGGAGAGAAAGUGCGAAAAGAGAAGUGUUUACAUUGAUGCACGAGAUGAAGAGCUUGAAAAGGACACGAUGGAUAACUGGGAUGAGAAGAAGCUGGAAGAGGUGGUGAACAAGAAGCAUGGUGAGGCCGAAAAGAAAAAACCCAAAACUCAAAUAGUCUGCAAGUAUUUCCUUGAUGCCAUUGAAAACAAUAAAUACGGAUGGUUUUGGGUCUGUCCCGGUGGCGGAGACAACUGUAUGUACCGCCAUGCCCUUCCUCCGGGCUUUGUACUCAAAAAGGACAAGAAGAAGGAAGAAAAGGAAGAGCUGAUUUCUUUAGAAGAUCUAAUAGAAAAAGAGCGUGCCGCUUUAGGACCAAAUGUUACGAAAAUUACGUUAGAGUCUUUCCUUGCGUGGAAGAAAAGGAAAAGACAAGAAAAGAUUAAUAAGGCCGAACAAGACAUGGAAAGACGGAAAGCAGACUUCAAGGCUGGCAAAGCGUUGGUGAUCAGCGGACGUGAAGUGUUUGAGUUCCGGCCAGAGCUUGUGGAUGCGGAUGACGAAGAAGCAGAUGACACUCAUUAUGUUCAAGGCAGUGGUGAAGAUGAGGUAAAGCAGCUGCAGGAACCUAGUUAUGUCAGAGACCCUAGAAAAGAGCCUCUUUUAUUCGUAUUACGUGUAUCCACGUAUACUCCAGCCGAAAAGGAUGAUAACAAGCUGAGCGAAGCAUCAGGAGGUGGACUGGAGAACGGAGAAGAGAGCGACUCAGAAGAUGCUAGCGACAUGGAAGAGGCUCAGGAAAACGGAAUAAUCGAUGCCGUUCCAGUUGAUGAAAACCUUUUUACUGGCGAGGACUUAGAGGAACUAGAAGAAGAACUAAACACACUUGAUUUAGAAGAAUGAAUAACAAGACUCAAAUGCGAAUUUAAAUCUGCUUGAUGAAGUGAAUACUGGCUCCACCUUGUUUAUCUGCCGUUUC